Molecule: messenger RNA, 2464 nt
Organism: Schistocerca gregaria
Lineage: Eukaryota; Metazoa; Arthropoda; Insecta; Orthoptera; Acrididae
Product: dynein axonemal intermediate chain 4
Exons: 7
Coding region: 1-1863 (620 amino acids)
Biological process (GO): cilium movement
Cellular component (GO): axonemal dynein complex
Molecular function (GO): dynein light chain binding; dynein heavy chain binding
Source: RefSeq, a predicted model, not a curated record
AUGAUCCCGUUCGUAGAACCGGGGCUCACAGACAUGCAGACAGUCUAUGCAGAAGUAGACGUUGUUGCACUCAAGGCUGAAGAUUAUGAAGAAGAUUUGAAAAAUGAACUUAUAGGAUUACCUUCGAGAAAGAAGCUACUGCGCACAACAGUGUCCAAAAGCGAAGUUUCUCGUCCGUACGAUGAACUGAGAAAGAGCCGCCAGCGAGGGUGGACGGGCGGGCUGCGGCCACGCGCGCGCUGCGACGCCUGCGCAGGUCGCGCGGGUGGCAGUGGCCGCGACGCAGCGGGAGGCGGCGAGUCGGUGGCCGCCGCGGCCGCCGGGCGGAUGGAGGGCCAGCUGCCGGGCGAGGGGGCGGCGGAGGCGGCGCUGUCGCGCCGCAGCAGGAGCUCCGAGCAGGAGGCGCAGGCGGACGACACCCGGCCCUCGGCCACGUCUUCCUCCUCCGCCGCGGAGGCCGCGCGGCUGCUGGCAGACCACCGCCGGCAGCUGGAGGCGCUCGCGGCCAAGCCGGCAUUCGCCGCCGCCUGCGCCACCGUAGAGCGCGUCCUGGCCAGCAACGUCUUCCGUGCCCAGCAGAAGAUUUUCAAGGGCCUGACGGAGGCGGACGCAGAGGGCGGCGGCCCGCGCUUCCGCUACCACGUGCGGCCGCUGUGGGUGUUCGAGUGCGAGCGUGCGAGCGGGCGCAGCGUGUCGGCGCUGUGCUGGAGCGCGGCGUGCGGCGACCUGCUGGCGGCGGCCUACGGCAAGUUCCACUACGGCGGCGGCGGCGGCCGGGGGCGCGGCGCCGUCUGCGUCUGGUGCGUCAAGAACCCCGCCGAGCCGGAGCGCGCCUACGUCUUCGGCGCGGAGGUGUCGUCGCUGCGCUUCUGCCCGGCGGCGCCCAACCUGCUGGCCGUCGGCUUCUACGACGGCGCCGUCGCCCUGGUGGACGUGUCGGCCGCCGGCAGCGCCUGCAGGGUGGUGGCGCGCGGGGCGGCGCCCGUGAGGGCCCCCGUCUGGCACGUCGAGUGGCUGCCGCGCCCAGACGCCGAGGAGGGCGGCCAGCAGCUGCAGGAUCUCCUCGCCGCCGACCAGGAGGGCCGCAUCUCCAGGUACCGGCGCAGCGGCGCGCGGCUGGAGCAUACGCAGGUGAUGCGCGUGCCGUGGCCAGAGGGCGCCGUGCGCGGCGUGGCGCCUCCCCCUGGCGCGCGGGCGCCGCGGCGCUCGGCCGGGGAACCCCCGCCGGCCGGGGAACCCCCGCCGGCCGGGGAGCCGGUGUCGUGCUUCGCGGCGGCGCUGGUGCUGGCGCUGCGGCCGGGCGGCGCGGACGACUACCUGGUGGGCACCGACGCGGGCUGCGUGCACGUCUGCUCGACGCGCAGCCUGCACCGACACCUCGACCACUUCCGCGCGCAUCGCGGGCCCGUCUACUCCCUGCAGUACUCGCCCUUCUGCCCGCAGGUGCUGCUGACGGCGGGCGGGGACGGGUGCGUGCGCGUGUGGCGGCAGGGCGCGUGGCAGGCGCUGGCCACGCUGCGGCACGGCGCGCCGCUGCAGGCGGCCUGCUGGUCGCCGUCGCACGCCACGCUGCUGGCGGCCGCCGGCGCGCCCGGCCUCUUCCUGUGGGACCUGCGCCGCGCCGCGCCCAGCCCCGCCUCCGCCACGGCCGCCGGCCUCUGCACGCAGCUGCUCUUCACGCCGUCGGGCCGCGGGCUCGUCGCCGGCGACGCCGCGGGCCGCGUGCACGUGCUCGCCCUCGAGGACGCGCCCUUCCCGCCCUUCUUCCAGGCCGACGCCCUCGCGGACGCCCUGCGCGCCGCCGUCCUCACCAGGCCGCAGCUGGCGCGCCGACUGCGAGAACUCGGGCCGCCCUUCGGAUGACCUCCCACUGCUAGCAAUGUGUGUAUUGUGGCUGAAGUUUCUCGCGGACCUGUCACGACGCCGCGACACUGGGUAGGGCAGCGCAGGAAAAACUGCGCAGCGUAGCCUCGACGCACGUUGGGAGAUGUUCUGUGCCAGCGUCGCGCUGUGUGUUCUCGUGAAGCACUAGCUGAUCUUAUGAAUCUUACCUUCCAAACGAGUCCUUCGAUAUUCUUCAUCCUUCUACGACUUGAAGCUCGUCACCGGGCCAUCACUUGCUUCAGGCUACGACACACUUCUCCAAAAACUCCAAAAGAUCUCCUUUUAAGAUCUGAAUGUUUCCGAGCGAUGUUAUCUACAAACCAUUCCAAGAAUUUUACACAGACACCUGUACCUAGGUACGUGUCCAUAAAUCAUCUAGUAACAAAGUCUCAGUGUCGAUUCUCUCCAGCACCAACUUUAUCGACUUUUAUUUGCAUUCUUUUUCUUAUCAAAUCAGAAUGUUAAAUAACAAACAUUUGUAAGCUCCCACACCUUAGGCCGGUCUUCCCUUCGUUCUACCCUCGUUGCCACAGUAGAUAAACGCAUUUAAUUAACACAUUCCGGGUCAGAAAGUAACCUU